CAAAGAGCAACAAACAAAGAUUCAAUACACAUUUUACACUUUGUUUUGCGCAACGGAUCUAAACAACAGAAAACUUGGACUUUUGCGUCUUUUCUUCAUUAUGACAUUGCCUGAAGCGACAAAUAUGACUGGAGAUUGCAAAGCGAAAUCCAUGAAUAUUGGGGAAGCUAUCAAAGAAACUUUAAUUAGGGCCAAGAGUGAGGACAGAAUUACAUCUGGAAUUUAUUCAUCAGUCAAGAUUCUACAAAUAAGUCCUGAGAUGGUGAUGUUAUGUCUGAUCAUGGAUGCACAUCCUUCCGAGGACGUAUCAAUUCACAUACAACAUACAUUGAUAGAAGCAUACUGUCUCGAACAGGACAUUCAUUUCUUAAAGGUGUCUAAUUUAGACAAAAUUGGAGAGGUGUUGGAACUCCCUGCUGGCGAAUUCAGGAAUUCUAAAGUAGAUUACAGCUGUGUUCUUGUCCAGCACCCAAAAUUCCAGAACAACUUAGAUGACAUGAUUGGAGAAUUCUGUGACAAAUCUCUAUUAGCAGACGACAUGUUCGCUCGACCUGUUAUAGAUCUACCAGUAUGAGAUCCCAUGAUUCAUAAUGUUCUUUUCAUCAGCCUGAUUCCAGGUAAAGAUAAACAGUGUAUACCUGCUGUGAAAUGAUUGUCAAAUCACGAUAGUCAAAUCAUGAUUGUCAAAUCAGUUCAACAUCAAUUCCGUCCUGAUCAGCCGAGUAUCGACACUUUUUGAGAAUUAGUUGUGGCGCCACGUUAAUUAUCGCCACGAUAAACCAAUCACAAGGCAGCUUACUGACAGUAAAUAACCAUCUCCACGAUAAACCAAUCACAAGGCAGCUUACUGGAAGUAUAUAACAAUCGCCACGAUAAACUAAUUACAAGACAGCUUUAUUACUGACAGUAAAGACUUUAAUGUUGAAAGAGAAAGAGUUCAGAUUGAUAAAAAUA
This is a messenger RNA of Mytilus trossulus (common blue mussel), 954 nucleotides long. Its product is annotated as growth arrest and DNA damage-inducible protein GADD45 alpha-like. The record is from RefSeq and is a predicted model, not a curated record. The coding region runs from base 101 to 574 and encodes 157 amino acids. Gene Ontology annotation, biological process: regulation of cell cycle. The transcript is spliced from 6 exons. Gene Ontology annotation, cellular component: cytoplasm; nucleus. Lineage: Eukaryota; Metazoa; Mollusca; Bivalvia; Mytilida; Mytilidae.